AUGAUCAACCUCCUCCCGCUCAAGCUGCGCCUCUGGCUCGAGCAGCGAUACGUCGAGCGCCUCACGCCGACCGGCCACGGCGAGAGGAAGCUCGGCCAGUUCUCGGGAGCCACGGUCGUCGACCAUCAACUGUGGGACCAAGUCCUCAAGGCGCACCUGACCGAAAAUGUCACCAUUGGCGACGUGGCAGGCAUCAGCACUGUCGACUAUGCAGCCGUCGCGAGCGACGGCCGCUUCGACCAAUACCUCGCUCAGCUCGCCGCGGUCGACCUCGACAAGAUUCCGCCGGCCGAGGAGUUGGCGCUGUACAUCAACGCGUACAACGCGUUGACGGUCGGGCUGAUCGUGGCGCACGAGCGGCGCGGCGGGCCAGCCCUCGCGUCGAUCAACGAGAUGAGCACGCCAGCUGCCAAGGUGUGGGACGUGCCUGCGGGGCAAGUCGGCGGCGAGCAGCUCUCCCUCGGUGAGAUCGAGCACCACAAGCUCCGCGCCCGCUGGAACGAGCCAGCGCUGCACGCCUGCAUCGUCUGCGCCAGCGCCUCGUGCCCCAACCUGCGGCGCGAGGCGUUCUGCGCCGCCCGGCUGCGCGAGCAGAUGGACGAGCAGGUUGCCACGUGGUUUGCGAACCCGACCAAAGGGCUCGCUUGGGACGCCGGCCAGCUGACGCUCUCGAGGAUCUUGCUCUGGUUCUCAAAGGACUUUGGCGGGCGGCAAGCGGCGGCCGACUUUGCGCUGCGCGCGCUUUUCGUUGUCAAGUCGAUGGGCGCUGGUGUCAGGCACAUGGCUUUGGAUUCGGAGGUGAAUGCGAGAGCGGCGCAGGCCGUCUCCCACGGAAAGAUUCGGGACCUCAUCAACUACAUGUCGCGGGCGGUCGAGUGCGAAGAGGAGGAGGCGCCCAACUACACGCUCGGCUUCGUUCUCACCUUCGUGGCCGGAUCCGCGACCACGCUCGGCUCCCUGGCUAUUUGCUUCGUCAAGGACAGUGAGAAUCCCAAGAAGAUGACCGCGGCGGCACUGGGCUUUGCUGCGGGCGUGAUGACUUACGUCUCGUUCGUCGACGUCCUCGGCGCCGAGUCGCCCGAGUUCUUUGGCUCGCACUUCGCGCCCGAAGGGUGCGAGCGGCGCAAGAUGCAAGAGGCUUUUGGGCCCGAGCCGGGGAACGCUGGGCCAGUGGUCGAGGAGGGAGAGACCAUCUGGGUCCGGGUGUGCGUGGCUGGCUUUUUCUUCCUGGGCAUCAUCCUGGCGAUGGGACUCGACGUGUGUGUGGACUGCCUCUUCUCUGGCGGCCACGGCCACGGCCACGGCCACGGCGGCCACGACCACAGCCACGACGAGGAGGCGAAGGGUGACACUGUGACCCCCGAUAAGGAGGAGGAGAACACGUCGCUGCAACGCAUCUCGAUGGUAACCUUCUUCGCGCUCGCCAUGCACAACUUCCCCGAGGGCAUCGCGACCUUCUUCGGCGGCGGCACCGGUUCCUUCACCGUGCCGAUCGCCAUUGCAAUGCACAACAUCCCGGAGGGCAUGGCGAUCGCCAUACCGUGCUACCAGGUCACCGGCUCGUUCUGCACCGCGGUACGCAACACCUUCAUUGCCGGACUCGCGCAGCCAAUCGGCGCGGCGUUCGGCUGGUUCCUCAUCGUGCAGCUGCAGAUCGAUGACCUGCCCGCCUUCACCUACGGCGCGGUCUACUCCCUCACCGCGGGCGUCAUGGUCUGCGUGUCGAUCAUGGAGCUGCUACCGGAGGCCUUCGCCAGCGCUCCCGCCAACUACGUCAUUUGGUUCGUCUUUGCGGGGUUCGUGAUGAUGGAGUUCAGCAUCAUCUGCCUCGACCUUGCCGGCGUUUGA
Emiliania huxleyi CCMP1516 is the source of this 1848-nucleotide messenger RNA. RefSeq lists its product as hypothetical. The transcript has 4 exons. Lineage: Eukaryota; Haptophyta; Isochrysidales; Noelaerhabdaceae. Gene Ontology annotation, molecular function: zinc ion transmembrane transporter activity. Gene Ontology annotation, cellular component: membrane. The coding region runs from base 1 to 1848 and encodes 615 amino acids. The record is from RefSeq and is a predicted model, not a curated record. Gene Ontology annotation, biological process: zinc ion transmembrane transport.